Molecule: messenger RNA, 3546 nt
Organism: Homalodisca vitripennis (glassy-winged sharpshooter)
Lineage: Eukaryota; Metazoa; Arthropoda; Insecta; Hemiptera; Cicadellidae
Product: retinol dehydrogenase 14-like
Exons: 9
Coding region: 2218-3192 (324 amino acids)
Source: RefSeq, a predicted model, not a curated record
AACAAUAUAUUAUAAACAAUGAUAAUGGAAAUGUGAGUAUUUAUUACUUUAAGUCCGUGAUUAUUGAGAUGCAGUAUUUAAGUCAGAGUAAAGGAUAAUCUGUAGUCUCUGGUAACAAUAAAUAGUGAGCAGGAGCAGUUUUUCAGAGUAUUUAUUUUUUUCCUUAUUUUUUUUUAUAUGUGUGGUCAAUUUACUUUAAAAUGACUGUGCUGUGGACAUAAAUAUUUAAACUUUUAUUAGGUAAUUUUAACUGGCACAGGACUUCCAAAAGAUUAAAAUAAAUAAAAAGUUAAUUAUUAUUUGACAUAUUUAUAAUUAAGUCUAUUACUUUUUAUGAUGAAGAAGGUUACAUUUCUGCAUGAAAUUAUGAUAGUCGGGUUCGGAUAUAACUGACAGCAGUAACACCAAGAUGUAUAGUGCGCUCAUUUCUUAACUUUGGUCAUCGAGUUACAUACAAAUGUGUUGUGUGCAAUAAAUAACUACACUGGCCAAGAUAUAGUUUUGUGCCAGCAAUGUUAGAGGUGUUUUAUAUGAAUUUAAUGUGCUUAUUUCCGAAUGUUUGUGUUUAGGUUCGACUAGUACUUAGUAGUAAUAAUAGUACUCGUUGCAGACAUAAGUCCCGUAAGAAAUAAAACUUUCGAAUCAUAACAUGUAAUUCAUUUUUAAUUUUGCCGAUAUGAUUCUUCCAAGAAAGAUUAGCGUCUACAAAAAGUCCCAAAUAUUUUAUUUCAUUUACCUGCUGAAUAACUCUACAUUUCCCAGCGGCAAACAUUUUUUAAUGUGAUGUAUUAAUUGCUUUAGAAAGAAUUGUUCUUUAUGUACACCGAAUAUUAUAUAUUUGGUUUUAUCACUUAGCAUUAGAAAAUGUUUGGAAAACCAAAAUUCUAAAUAUCUAAGACCAUCUUCCACGCUUUUUUUGCAGAUAGUCAAGAUUUAAAAUGCAAUGGCUGUAUCAUAAGCAAAAACUAUUACAACAUCAUUACAUCAAUCAUUGAUAUAGACAAGGAAUAUAAUUGGUACCUAUACCGAUCCCCGAGUUUUUUCAUAAUUUUCCAAGAAUUUUAGAAAAUACCGAAAAUAAUGAUAUAGGCCUGUAAUUUCCCAAACAAUUAGUAGCUCCCGUUUAUACAAAAGUAUUACAAUGGCCAUCUUCAAACAGUAUGGAAACUCCCCUUGCUGAAGACUAAAAUUAUAAAGAUAUAUGAGUACGUUUGAAAUGUUUUCCAAAAUCUCCACUACAAAAGAUCUUACAUUAUCAAAAACCCUGGAGCUUUCCCGAUUUUUUAAUUAUGAAAAAAUACUAGUGAUUUCAUCUGAUGUUGUCGGGGUCAUAAAGAAUGAACUAUUAGUGAAUUUGUAUGAAAAAAUAAUUAUAUAGAAAGUGAUUGUAUGGUAAAUUUUUUUAUUGAUAUUGUUUCUCAAUUUAUCGGCUAUUUUGAGAAGGAAGUUAUUGUGAACUCUGAAGAUAUUUUAUGUUCAUUUCAUAAAUGUUCAUUUUAAAAUGUCCAAUUGCAUAUAUUUACUUGACACACUUGUUUUUAGAAGGACCGUUGAUCAAUGCAUUAACCAAAUCCCACUGAGUUCGUGUAUUUCCAGAAUCAGACACAAACAAUUCAGAAUAAUAAUUUUCUUUUCUAGAUGUUAUUUAGUUUUUUAAAUAAUUUCUGUACCGCUUGUAGUAGCUUCGUAGUCUAUAAUUUUCAGUUUAUAACCUCAUUGCUUUGUAACACCUAUUCCUUAUUUUUAUUUUUGAAAAUGGAUAGACAUUUUGCCAGGGAGUAAGUUUUCUGUAGUUUGAUUUUAUUGAACACUGAUGUGUUACUCUGACACUUUCCGCAUGAAUUAUUUUCUAAAAUUCAGAAAAUGCUUCAGAAACAGUAUCUUUAUCGUAUACAACUGAUAUGUACUAUUUAAAAUAUGUUUUAGGUCAAGGAUAUUGAAUCUGGCUUUUGAGAUAGAUUAAUUUUCCAAUCUUAAUUCUUCCGCCUCAAGUUGAAACAUAAUCGGAGAAUUAUUCCUGGUGGUCUCCUAGAACAAAUAUUUCUGAGUAUAGCCUAUGUGUAUUACUUAUAUCUACGUACAGUCCAGAAACUACAAAGAUUAUAUACAUUAUAGAAGAGAGGUCCAUUGUUUUAGUUGCUUACGGAAUGAGUUUGCCUUUCUGCAACAAGACUAUACUAUAAUUGUGUCGGCUACCCUUUAGAUUUCUGACAUAAGAUGGAGAUUUUGGACACUUUUUUGCAAUACCCACUGCUCUCAGUUGUAAUAUUCAUUUGUACUGCUACAUGGCUUUACAGAUAUUUUACUUGCCGUGUCUGUAAAAGCAAAGCAAGAAUGGAUGGGAAAACUGUAAUCAUAACAGGAUGUAAUGCAGGAAUUGGUAAGGCAACAGCUUUCGAUCUUGCGAGGAGGGGGGCCAGAGUGAUAAUGGCUUGUCGGAACAUGGAAAAGGCCACUUUAGUGAGAGACAGCAUCAUUGAGAGCACAAAGAACACAAAUGUUGUAGUGAGACUCCUAGACGUGAGUUUGCUGAGUUCGGUCCGCAAGUUUGCUGAAGAGAUCAACCGUACAGAGAGGAGACUAGACGUGCUGAUACACAAUGCGGGGAUGUCUGAGAUGGGCAGAAACGUUACUAAGGAAGGCCUUCAGCUCGUCUGGGCCACCAACCACUAUGGACCCUUCCUGCUCACUCAUCUGUUAAUAGAUCUACUAAGGAAAACCAGAAACAGCAGAGUUGUAGUUGUUUCAUCAGCCCUACACAGGCGAGGAUGGGUUGACCCAAGAAAUCCAAAUCCAGUGGAGGAAAUAGAUGGAUGGACACUGUAUUACACAACCAAGUUUGCUAACGUGAUCUUUGCAAAUGAGCUAGCUCGGCGAUUAGAAGGAACAGAAGUCACUGUCAACUCUUUACAUCCUGGGUUGAUAUACACAAACAUUUUUAACCCAUGCUCGUACUGGACUCACAUACUCCUAACGCUUAUGAGACCUUAUACAAUGACGGAAGAGCAAGGGGCCCAGACCACUAUACAUCUCGCAGUGUCUGACGAGGUGCAGGGAGUCUCUGGAAAAUAUUUUUCAAACUGUAAGGAGGUUUCUCCAGCGAAGGAGACUUUAGAUGUGGGAUUGGCCAAGAAAUUCUGGGAAGCGAGUGUAGAUGUCGUCCAGUUAAAAUCUACUGACCCCAAGAUAUAACGGACACUAGCCAUAUUAUUAAUAUAAUGAUGCUUUAGUGAGCAAUACAUGUUUUUUAUAUUUAAUUACAUUUAUAAUUACUGUAAAUAUAUUUAUAAUGUUUCGUAUUAAUUUAUACUCGUAUAUAAAAAAAUUAAGGUUUGCUUAUGACACAACCGGUUUGUUACUUGAUAGAAAAGGUUAAAAGUUAUAUAUUGUUAGAAUGUAAUAAAACCGGUACAAGUCUGUACAAUCUGCAAGAGAUCCUUACUCAUCAUUAUAUCCUAUCCCUGAUUAAUAUACCUGGACUGGUUGUGUGUAUACUCGUACUACACUUUGUAACUUGUGUACAGAAUAAAAAUAUUAAUUUUUUAA